Messenger RNA from Aspergillus piperis CBS 112811, 986 nucleotides. RefSeq lists its product as uncharacterized. The transcript has a single exon. Bases 323 to 844 code for a protein of 173 amino acids. Lineage: Eukaryota; Fungi; Ascomycota; Eurotiomycetes; Eurotiales; Aspergillaceae. The record is from RefSeq and is a predicted model, not a curated record.
CUAGGAUGGUUAUAGCUACCGAUGGGAAUCCUUCAGGACAUGUGAAAAGCCAUUGGUUAUUGUAAUCUACGCGGCCGGCGAUUGCAGCAAGCAAGCCACCAGGAGUCGGCCGUCCAGGUUGCUGGCGCCUUCUAUCUCAUUCUGCUUCCGAUCGCCGGGUAGAGAAACUGUGGUGUUGAGGGGGGAGGACCUUACGUCCAAACCGGGCGUCAAUGCUAAAUCAGACUUAAACACAAGGACACUGCGUUAUGCUUCAGUAUGUCAAGGUUGAUCGGGAUCGAGGUUUAUGAAUUGACCUCCGGGAAGGCUAGCGUCGACCGACAUGCAGCAGCAAGACAAACCGACAGCAUUGGAAAGUCCAGCACGGUACGACCAUUGUCGCAUGAACAGAAGUACGACACACAUGGUCAGCACUAGAAGAGACUGGCCUAGAGGCGAGCCCGUGGAAGAUACUACAAUGGGGACACAUUCUGUCGAAGCUUGCUCAGAUCUGGACAGCACUUGCAGGACUGCCACCACACGGUUGGCGUUGGUAGCGCCCAAGAGGACGAGUGGAUCAAGCUAUACCCCUCUCUAUUCCAGAAUAAUAUACGGAGCAGUCUGGAUACUAAGAUGUCUUCCACGGAGAAAGGUGAUGGUCCAAAGGGUCAAAGGGUCAAAGACGCCCCCAACCCCGGACCUGAGACGAGGUCCAGGCGCAAAGAUGAUGAUGCUUGCACUUCCCGCAGGAGAUCAACGAGAGCGGUUACCCAUCUGGUACAAAAGGAAAAGCAGGGGAAAAGCAGUAGUCCGUUUCCCGGAUGCACUGAUCCUCAACAUUUACCCUUCAGCUGGUGCUUCUUGAGACUAGUACUCCGGAUCGUUGGGGUGAGAAUUUGGGGAUCCGGUUUCCUUGUGACAGUCACCGUGAAUAGGCGCCCUGAUAAGCAUGCAGCGCGAACCACGGCGGAGUCCCGUUCUUAUCGGAACCAUGAGGAAUUCCAGUG